CUGAUUCAGGGGUCCAUCAUCACUCGCAGCCUCAAUGGCACCGAUUUACUCACUGAACUCGAUCCUGACAACAAGAAGACCGGUUGGUAUCUACUAGAAACCAACUACGAUCAAGACCUGCCGCCUCUAUACCUUGAUGAUCGUCGGACACCCGGAAACAACUGUAUGCAAAAGCUUGGACAGAAAAAUGUCAACUUCCAGGGUAUUUUCAACGUUCUAUCGUCGCGUACUAAUCUCAACAAAUUGACCACCUAUACCGUGCUAAUGGAAGUGGAAAAUGGUCGUUUUGAAACGAUCAUGCAGUCCUGUCCCGGCUAUUGUUGGCCAUUCUGA
Molecule: messenger RNA, 333 nt
Organism: Cooperia oncophora
Lineage: Eukaryota; Metazoa; Nematoda; Chromadorea; Rhabditida; Trichostrongylidae
Source: the annotation of a GenBank genome assembly